This is a messenger RNA of Oldenlandia corymbosa var. corymbosa, 2239 nucleotides long. The record is from the annotation of a GenBank genome assembly. Lineage: Eukaryota; Viridiplantae; Streptophyta; Magnoliopsida; Gentianales; Rubiaceae.
GCCUGAGAAGACUCUGAUCCUCGAAUAUACUGUUUACUGCCCACUAUAUUCAAUAUUGUAGUAUUAGUGUAGCAGUUGUACAGUGUAAGUUGCAUUAACGUUGUUUUGCUUUGCAUCAGAUUAAAGUUAGGUUCUUGAAUCAGUGGGGAGAAAUCGGUAAUCAGGAAUCGAAACUUUGGAAAUUAGCUUUUCCAGUCUGAUGGGACAGACCCACUAAAGCUAAUAUUGCGUCAGUUAUAGCUUUCAAAUUCCGCCAAGUUUUGUGUGUUCUUUUUCCGGGUUGCUUUUCAUUUGUUAGGUCAGGUCAAAAUUCAGUGAGGCUUUGAUGGGGAAGAAACAGCAUUUGGAUUGGACGUCGAAGUCUAUCAUGUCAACUGGAAGCGAAAGAGCUAAACAGAAGGGCAACGAGGAAUCUGAUCCUGCAACUGAUCUGGAACAUGGUGCUGGGGAGGCUGCCAAUGUUGGAUUUGGUAGAGUGUUUCUUCUGGCAAAACCUGAUGCUGGGAAGAUAAUUAUUGGGACUAUAGCAUUGUUAAUAGCAUCCACAACAAACCUUCUCAUACCCAAAUAUGGUGGUAUGAUAAUUGACAUUGUAUCAAGAGACAUAAGGACUCCUGAACAGCAAGCUGAAGCAUGGAAUGCCAUCAAGAACACAGUACUUCUCAUUGUCUCUGUAGUUGUCAUUGGUUCUGUGUCCACAGCAUUUAGAUCUUGGCUAUUUGCAUCUGCCAGUGAAAGGGUAGUUGCUCGGCUGAGGAAGAAUUUAUUCAGUCACCUUAUCCAGCAAGAAAUAGCUUUCUUCGAUGUUACACGCACGGGAGAACUCUUGAGUAGGCUAUCUGAGGACACCCAAAUAAUAAAAAGUGCUGCCACCACCAAUCUUUCUGAGGCACUACGUAAUGUAACUACAGCAAUGAUUGGCAUUGGAUUCAUGUUCUCAUCUUCCUGGAAGCUAACAUUGCUGGCUUUGGCUGUUGUUCCUGUAAUUUCAGUUGGAGUUCGUCAGUUUGGUCGCUAUCUUCGUGAGUUAUCACAUGCUACUCAAGCAGCAGCUGCAGUUGCAGCCUCGAUUGCUGAGGAAUCAUUUGGGGCGAUUCGAACUGUCAGAUCUUUUGCCCAAGAGCAGUAUGCAAUUUCAGGCUACUCAGAGAAGGUCGACGAGACCUUGAAGCUUGGACUUCGACAAGCGAGAGUGGUUGGCCUAUUCUUUGGUGGAUUGAAUGCUGCUUCUACAUUGUCGGUCAUGGUAGUUGUUAUAUACGGAGCUUACUUGACAAUUACAGGCUCCAUGACUGCUGGGUCUCUUACAUCCUUCAUUCUCUAUAGCCUCACAGUUGGUUCUUCAAUAUCAUCAUUAUCAGGAUUGUAUACUACGACAAUGAAAGCAGCAGGAGCAAGCAGAAGAGUUUUCCAAAUUCUAGAUCGUGUGUCUACCAUGCCUAAGGCUGGAGAUAAACGCCCAGAAGGCAAUCCAGAUGGAGAUGUGGCGAUUGAGGAUGUCUGGUUUGCUUAUCCUUCUCGUCCAAGCCAUAUGGUACUCAAGGGAAUAACACUAAGGUUGAGACCUGGAUCUAAAGUAGCCCUUGUUGGUCCAAGUGGUGGAGGGAAGACAACAAUAGCUAACUUGAUUGAGAGAUUUUAUGACCCAAUCAAGGGAAAGAUUUUGCUUGAUGGGGUUUCUUUGGUGGAAAUAUCACAUGAAUAUUUGCAUAGAAAGAUCAGUAUAGUGAGCCAAGAGCCUGUUCUUUUCAAUUGCUCUAUUGAAGAAAACAUUGCAUAUGGGUUAGAUGGCAAAGCAAGCACUACAGAGAUAGAAACUGCAGCCAAAAUGGCCAAUGCUCAUGACUUUAUCGAAUCAUUUCCUGAUAAAUAUAAAACGGUUGUUGGAGAGCGUGGAUUGAGGCUAUCUGGAGGCCAGAAGCAAAGGAUAGCGAUAGCAAGAGCUCUAUUGAUGAAUCCAAGAGUUCUGCUCUUAGAUGAAGCAACAAGCGCUCUAGACGCAGAGAGCGAGUACCUUGUCCAAGAUGCUAUGGAUUCACUAAUGAGAGGUAGGACAGUACUCGUGAUAGCUCACAGGCUUUCAACGGUCAAAAGCGCAGAUACAGUUGCCGUGAUAUCCGAUGGCCAGAUUGCAGAGAGUGGCACCCACGAAGAGCUUCUUAGUAGGGAUGGAAUAUAUACAGCAUUGGUGAGGAGGCAAUUGCAGGCACCUAAGGAUGAUCUCAUUAUUGCGGAAUGA